AUGGUCAUCGUCCCUGAGGACUACAAUUUUUUGUCUCGCCCCGUGGGAGUUCCUAGUUAUCUAAGACCUCUCGUUUCAGAUUUGGACAAAGAGAAGAUGGAGGGACUCUUGUGUAAAUGCCUUUUAAACGAGGCAACCAAGAAAGAGAACCUCCGGUUGAAGACUGAGCUCGACGAAGCAGUCGAAAAGAGCAAAGUCCGGGAAGAGGACAACAAACAUCUCAAUCGAGCGAACACUGAAUAUGCCACCAAACUUGGUGAGUUUGAAGCUACCAUAACGCAAUUGGGGGAAGGGCUUGAUUCGGUUAAAGACGAGGCUGCAAAAAUGGAGGAGAAUUUCAGGCAUCUCGAAGCCGAGAGGGCCAUAGAGAAGGACACGUUAAAGACUGUUGAAGAAAAGGCCGAGACUCGAGCCUGGAUCAGUGAUGAACUCAAGAGUAAGCUCGAGGCCGUUGUCCGAGCUAAUGAUGCCCUUCAGGCCGAGCUAGCAGCUUCCAACGAGGUUCGGGUCGCUCUGAGCGAUAUGAUGUCCGAACUGGAGGAAACACUAAAGAGAGCUCAGGUCGACCUGGAGGAAGCCCAUAAAGAUAUUGAGGCUACCGAGGCUCGUUCCACCCUUCUGGUAGAACUCGAGAAGUGGAGGUCUCGAAGGUCUACACUUGAGGCGAUUCAGCGGGGUAUUGAAGAUAUCCCUGCUCGUAUAACCGACUCAAAGAUGAUCGAGGAUAGGGCCAGGAAAACUCUCAAGGAUAGCUCCGAGGAAGACCCUGAAGAGUCCGGCUUUGAAGACUCGGGUUCUUUUUCGACGGAGUAA
Molecule: messenger RNA, 813 nt
Organism: Lycium barbarum (goji berry)
Lineage: Eukaryota; Viridiplantae; Streptophyta; Magnoliopsida; Solanales; Solanaceae
Exons: 2
Coding region: 1-813 (270 amino acids)
Source: RefSeq, a predicted model, not a curated record